GCCCAGUACGAUGGCGCCUACAAGAUCUCAAGGGGCCUCUGGAAGAAGUACGGGGACAAGAGAGUCAUCGACACUCCAAUCUCCGAGAUGGGCUUCGCAGGAAUUGCUGUUGGCGCUGCUAUGGCGGGGUUAAGACCGGUGUGUGAGUUCAUGACGUUCAACUUCUCUAUGCAAGCAAUUGAUCAGGUCAUAAACUCGGCUGCCAAGACUUGCUACAUGUCUGCAGGAUUGAUCGGUGUUCCCAUCGUCUUCCGGGGUCCCAACGGGGCAUCAGCUGGAGUGGCCGCCCAGCACUCCCAGUGCUUCGCUGCUUGGUAUGGGCACUGCCCGGGACUGAAAGUUGUUAGUCCUUGGAGCUCAGAAGAUGCCAAAGGUCUGCUGAAAGCAGCCAUCCGGGAUGAUAAUCCAGUUGUGAUGCUGGAAAGUGAGUUGCUGUAUGGUGUUCCUUUUGAACUGUCUGAGCAGGCACAGUCAAAGGACUUUGUUAUUCCAAUUGGAAAAGCUAAAAUAGAAAGGGAAGGAACUCAUAUUACAUUAGUGUCACACUCAAGGCUUGUUGGACACUGUUUGGAAGCAGCUUCUGUACUUGCCAAAGAAGGUGUAGAGUGUGAGGUUAUAAACAUGCGUACCAUCCGACCAAUGGAUAUUGAAGCAGUGGAAGCCAGCAUUGUGAAGACAAACCAUCUAAUAACUGUAGAAGGAGGCUGGCCGCAAUUUGGAGUAGGAGCUGAAAUCUGUGCCAGGAUCAUGGAAGGACCUGCCUUUAACUACCUGGAUGCUCCAGCUGUGCGUGUUACUGGUACAGAUGUUCCUAUGCCCUAUGCAAAAAUCCUAGAAGAUUACAGCGUGCCUCAAGUGAAGGACAUAAUAUUUGCAGUGAAGAAAGUACUGAACAUCUAAGUUGUAAAUACAUGCUUUAAAGUCCUGCUUUACGAAGUGUUUAUGUUGUUGGGCAAGUUGUAUGUAUAACUUCUGUUGUAUAGUUAUAUGAACUUUUGUAUAGUGGGGAAUGUAUUGGUGACCUCCCAGGAUGUUUAUACAGGGUCACCCUCUAAGCCACAUGUCAUAUAAGCAACAAUGUGGUCAUGCUUGUUUCUUCAACAGUACAGGUGGGUUGGUGCUGCUGUAUGUGGAGAAAUCCUGUUGUAAA
This is a messenger RNA of Nestor notabilis (Kea), 1150 nucleotides long. It is a transcript of the gene PDHB, whose product is annotated as pyruvate dehydrogenase (lipoamide) beta. Gene Ontology annotation, biological process: pyruvate decarboxylation to acetyl-CoA. The transcript is spliced from 8 exons. The record is from RefSeq and is a predicted model, not a curated record. Lineage: Eukaryota; Metazoa; Chordata; Aves; Psittaciformes; Psittacidae. Gene Ontology annotation, molecular function: pyruvate dehydrogenase (acetyl-transferring) activity. The annotation marks the transcript as partial.